This is a messenger RNA of Rhodotorula graminis WP1, 987 nucleotides long. RefSeq lists its product as uncharacterized. The annotation marks the transcript as partial. The record is from RefSeq and is a predicted model, not a curated record. The transcript is spliced from 3 exons. Lineage: Eukaryota; Fungi; Basidiomycota; Microbotryomycetes; Sporidiobolales; Sporidiobolaceae.
GAUGCUGCUCGACCGCACCUCGCACGUCGACCUCCUCGUCCUCGGCCUCGGCUGGACCGGCUCGUUCCUCCUCCCGCACCUCGCCUCCCACCACAAUGACCUCACCGUCGCCGCCACCACCCGCGACGGCCGCGACGGCACCCUCAAGUGGGCGUGGGAUCCCGAGGACGACGGCAAGGACCAGUACGCGGCCCUCCCGAGGGCAAAGACGGUCGUCGUCGUGUUCCCGCUCCGAGGUGAGGGCUACAGCACGCGCCUCGUGCGCGGCUACGAGGAGUCGGUCGGGCAACGUGUGCGGUGGAUCCAGCUCGGCUCGACGGGCAUCUUUGACGGCGGUCCUACGCUCGCCUCGUUGAGCGCCAAGGCCGAGCACGACGAGAAGCCCGCUGCCGCGCCCAAGUUCGAGUGGACGACCCGACACUCGCCGUACGACCGCAAGAACCUGCGCGCCAUCGCCGAGGACGAGCUCCUGUCGCAGCACUCGGACACGGUCGUGCUCAACCUCGUUGGUCUCUGGGGCGGCUCGCGCAACCCGGCCAACUGGUUCACCCGCAUCGCGCCGACGCCCGAAGCCCUCGAGGGCAAAGGCUCGCUGCACCUCCUCCACGGCAUCGACCUCGCGCGCGCCAUCAUCGCCGUCCACCUCGCGCCGACCCUCCCCUCCUCUUCCGCGGCGACGGGCGCCGGGACGGGCCAGCGCUGGAUCGUGAGCGACCUGCGCGUCCUCGACUGGUGGGACCUCGCCUCGGCGCACCCUCUCGCCGGCCCUCCCCCGCCAGCCGCCCUCCUCAGCACCGGCGAGCGCUCGCCCGACCGCGCCCUGUGGGUCCAGGACCUCAUGCGCAAGCACGGCGUGCGCGCCCUGCCGAGGACGCCGCGCGAGCUUGGGCGCGCCAUCGACGCGCGCGAGUUUUGGGAGGCGUUCGGGCUCAUGCCGGUCCGGGGCAGGUGGGAGGAGGCUAGGGCGUAGCGCACUGUUGUCCUACU